AAAUGCUCGCGAGAGAACGAGGUUCAGGCGGCUGCACGAAGUGGGUGGAGGGCGGCCGGAGAGAGUGAGGAGGAAGGGGAGGAGGUGCCGUCCCACAAUACCAGGCGGGAGGGCGGGUAGGCGGUUUGUAUCCGGGCUGUGAGGUGCUCGGAGCCUCGGCGGACCUUGCUGCCUCUGUCUCUUUAACGCGAGAGGAAGCGAUGCAGAGGGGUGGAAAAUGGCAGAGCUGCAGAUGUUACUAGAGGAGGAGAUCCCGUCUGGCAAGAGGGCGCUGAUCGAGAGUUACCAGAACCUGACUCGGGUGGCAGACUACUGUGAAAACAACUACAUACAGGCUACAGACAAGAGAAAAGCUUUAGAGGAGACCAAAGCCUAUACAACCCAAUCUCUAGCUAGUGUUGCUUAUCAAAUAAAUGCAUUGGCCAACAAUGUACUCCAGUUGCUGGAUAUCCAAGCCUCUCAGCUUCGGAGAAUGGAGUCUUCCAUCAAUCAUAUCUCACAGACUGUGGAUAUUCAUAAGGAGAAAGUGGCUCGAAGAGAGAUUGGUAUUUUGACAACAAAUAAGAAUACAUCAAGAACUCACAAAAUAAUAGCACCUGCGAAUAUGGAGCGCCCUGUAAGGUAUAUUCGGAAACCUAUCGAUUACACAGUUCUGGAUGAUGUGGGCCAUGGUGUCAAGCAUGGAAAUAACCAGCCUGCAAGAACUGGCACACUGUCGAGAACAAAUCCUCCUACUCAGAAACCGCCAAGUCCUCCCAUGUCAGGCCGGGGAACACUGGGACGGAAUACUCCUUAUAAAACCCUGGAACCUGUUAAACCCCCAACAGUUCCUAAUGACUAUAUGACCAGUCCUGCUAGGCUUGGAAGUCAGCAUAGUCCAGGCAGGACAGCAUCUUUAAAUCAGAGACCAAGGACACACAGUGGAAGUAGUGGAGGAAGUGGAAGUCGAGAAAACAGUGGUAGCAGUAGUAUUGGCAUUCCCAUUGCUGUGCCUACACCUUCGCCACCCACUAUUGGACCAGAAAACAUUUCUGUCCCUCCUCCUUCUGGAGCUCCACCAGCACCACCUCUGGCACCACUUCUCCCAGUGAGCACUGUGAUAGCAGCCCCGGGCUCAGCUCCUGGUUCCCAGUAUGGCACAAUGACCAGGCAGAUAUCUCGACACAACUCUACUACUUCUUCGACAUCUUCUGGUGGAUACAGACGAACUCCCUCUGUGACUGCUCAAUUUUCUGCUCAGCCUCAUGUUAAUGGAGGUCCACUUUAUUCUCAAAAUUCAAUUUCUAUUGCUCCACCCCCUCCCCCUAUGCCUCAGUUGACUCCACAGAUACCUCUCACAGGCUUCGUGGCCAGGGUGCAGGAAAACAUUGCUGAUAGUCCAACUCCACCGCCACCACCUCCACCAGAUGACAUUCCCAUGUUUGAUGACUCUCCACCUCCCCCACCACCACCACCAGUGGAUUAUGAAGAUGAGGAGGCUGCAGUAGUUCAGUAUAAUGAUCCAUAUGCAGAUGGGGAUCCUGCUUGGGCCCCCAAGAAUUAUAUUGAGAAAGUUGUUGCAAUAUAUGAUUAUACAAAAGACAAGGAUGAUGAGCUGUCAUUUAUGGAGGGUGCAAUCAUUUAUGUUAUAAAGAAGAAUGAUGAUGGCUGGUAUGAAGGAGUCUGCAAUCGAGUGACUGGUCUGUUCCCUGGGAACUAUGUUGAAUCAAUCAUGCACUAUACUGAUUAAUUUUUUUUUUCUUUUGAAGUAGAUUCUUAUUACUCAGUCAUACUGUGGGACUAUUAUGGUUAACAGAACUGUCUUAAUAUGUUUUAAAAUGUGCCCAUAUUUUCAGAACAUGCUGUUUUAUUGGUAAAUUGAAUGUCUACCUGUAAGCAUAAAUCUUUGAGGCAGUUUAUGUAUUGCUGAAUAGCAAUUUAUACAAGAAGCUGUCCAUAACUGAUUAUGCUUGUGUACUUACUUACACAUUUUUAACUUUAUGACCAGCCUAAAUAUUCUGGGGGAAGUGGGGUAUAAUAUUUAACGAAUCAUGAUUCAGAUUGUACCAUUAGAUGUUUCAUUGCAGCAUGGUUACUAACGCUAUGUCAGACUAAUAUUAAAAUCAGAAAAUUUAAAUGCUGGUGCUGGUCAGACUUUUUUUGUUAGAUUCUCUCAUUUAAAAAAAAUACUGUUUGUUUAAAGCAUGCAUAAAAAUUUAUGUAUUGAAAUAUACUUAAAAAUUCAAGAUGCUUCCCAUUUGUGUAAUAUUUACCUGGAGGACUCGUACUUAGGUGUCUUAACGUGAAUUGAGUCUCCAAGGUCUCCAUGUGAAACAAAAGAAGCAAAAAGAGAAUUAUCUGUAAUGUUGUAAUUUGUACCUAAGUUUUUUAAUGAGUGAAAUUUGCAUUAUAAAAUUUUUCCAUUCAUAAAUACAUAAGUGAACCAAAGGUUUUUGUCCUUUCCUUCACUGGUUUGCUUUAAAAAAAAAAUAAAAGAUAAUGAUUUAUUGCAGAAUUAUGAUUCUAUUUUCUCAAUAUGUUAACUUGGAAAAAAAUUUUAGCCUUAUCUUAAUCUGUCCCAAUAGCAAUGUGACGGAUUUUUGCAGAUUCAGAAUCUGCAAUGGUUAUUUACAAGUCAAUCUACUGAAUUCCUUUUUUAAAUAAUCUUUUGAAACUAAGAAAAUGUGUCAAAUUGUGUGCAUUCAUUCUGUAGGUAAAAUUCUUAAGGAUUGCCAUGUCAGUCCUUCAGUUUUACAGUGAACUGUUGUACACUGGUUCAAUGAAAGGAAGUUAAAAGUACCUUUUACAUAUUGUAAAAGUGGAUACAGUUGAUUUGUGAGUAGGCACUCUUUAAUCCAUUACCUGGCACUAGCAACAUUAGAAUUUUAAAAUAAAAUAAUUGGGAAAGAAGGUGGGUCAUGUAUUAAUCAGUGAACAGAGAUUUACCUAACCAACAGACUUGUAUUGUCUUUUGACAUAAUCGAAAUGCAACACAUGCACUUUGUGUGUCUCCUCUUAAUUGAAGGGAGGGCUGAGGGAUGUUUUCUCUUCUUGUCUUGUGUAUAAUUCUCUAUUGCUUAGGAUAUUAAAGUAGAGCACUCAAGUGUGGGUUUCUGUGUUAUUGAGGAUUUGUUUGGAAUUCAAAUUACAGUUAUGUACUGGAUGCUACAGACUUAUAACAGCAUAGUGAAUGGUAAGACUAGUGCAAAACAGUUAUUUCUGAAAAUUAAAGACCAUUAUUGCUACCAAAUCAAUGUGACUAUUUCAUAUGCAUUUUGCCUUUGUUAAUUUUAAACAAAGUAUCAUUAGUGAUCAGCUAGCUACCUUCUACUUUCCAUUUUUCAAGUGGAUUGUUCUCUUAAUUUGUAUAUAACCUGUUGUCUAAAUUUUAUGUACAGUCUUUUAUAAUAAACCAUUCUCCUAUAUGAAAUUUUGGAUACUGUUAAAAUAUAACCGAUGUGGACUUCAAUGCAGACUUCACAUUUUUCUGACCUUUACUCCUACGGUAAAUCAAGACAAACCAUUUGAAUUUUAACAUUGGUUAUUUAUUUGUGUAAUGGCCUUACAUGUGGAUAUUAACAGUGUAAACAAUACCACAUAUAACCAUCAAGAUACCUUGAUUAUAAUUUAUAGGACUAGAAUGACAGAUUCAGGUGGUUUAUUAAUUACAUUUAAAAAGUUUUCUGAAAAAACUUUUGCAAUAAAAAAAAUAAAUUGCCCAUCAA
Molecule: messenger RNA, 3704 nt
Organism: Gorilla gorilla gorilla (western lowland gorilla)
Lineage: Eukaryota; Metazoa; Chordata; Mammalia; Primates; Hominidae
Gene: ABI1
Product: abl interactor 1
Exons: 11
Coding region: 218-1729 (503 amino acids)
Biological process (GO): neuron migration
Cellular component (GO): lamellipodium; actin-based cell projection; SCAR complex
Molecular function (GO): cadherin binding; SH3 domain binding; signaling adaptor activity
Source: RefSeq, a predicted model, not a curated record